AUGGACUCGGAAAAGGAGAUUGCCCAGCAAGCUGAGCAGGUUCGUGUCAAAUCGUCCAAAGAUGGCGACCUCUCGGACGCCAGCAUGCCUGACUCGGAACUCGAGUGGACCGAGGAGGAAGAGAGGGCACUCCGGCGCCGAAUCGACUGGCACACGGUGCCGCUGGUGACGGUGUUGUACAUGUUGUGCUUCCUCGACCGCAUCAACAUCGGCAAUGCGAGCAUCCAGGGCCUGUCCAAGGACCUCGAGCUGGGCGUGGGCGUGCGCUUCAACUGGGCGCUCUCCAUCUUCUAUAUCGUCUACCUGAUCGUCGAGGUGCCCAGCAACAUCAUCCUCAAGCACGUUGGACCUCGCUACUACCUACCCUUCCUCGUUUGCGGCUUCGGACUGGUCUCGUUAUGCACCGCGUUUGUCCACGACUUCGCGGGCCUCAUGGUCGUCCGAGUAUUCUUGGGCGUCUUUGAAGGCGGCGCGUUCCCCGGGCUGGCCUUUUUCCUCAGUUGCUUCUACAAGCGCAACGAGCUGCUCUUCCGCGUGGGCAUUUACGUGUCUGCGGCCUCCAUUGCCGGAGCGUUUGGCGGCCUGUUGGCCACGGGCCUGUCGAAAAUCCCCGAAUGGGGGGUGGCGUCGAUGCGCAUCGCGCGCUGGCGCAACAUUUUCUUCUUCGAAGGCAUCAUUACCAUCCUCGUUGGCCUCGCCGCGCCUAUCUGGAUGCCCACGACGCCAAGUGAGGCGCGUUUCUUGACACCGCGGCAGCGUCGCAUUGCGGCCGAACGGCUCAUCCGCGAGAACAAGGCGGACCCGGCAGCCAGGGUGACGUGGGCGGAUAUGAAACAAGCCGUCUUCUGCAUCCACAACUACACGUGCGCCUUGGGCUUCUUCCUUAUCAAUAUCACCGUCCAGGGGUUGUCGGUGUUCAUGCCCACCAUCUUGACCGACCUCGGGUGGACCGACACCAAAGCCCAGCUUUACUCGGUCCCCCCAUACGUUGCUGCGUGCUUGGUCGCUAUUGCCGUUGCCUAUGGCAGUGAUAAGACCCACCAGCGCGGGAUCUGGCUCGCCGCUUUUUCGUGCCUGGCAGUCAUCGGGUUUGCCAUCCUCCGCUGGGUCGAGGACCCAAACCUCCGCUACAUGGCCAUCUACUUUGUGACCGUCGGAGCAUUCCCUGGUGGCCCAGGAUUUCUCGCAUGGAGUUUGAAUAAUGCCGGGAGCCCAACGGUUCGUGCUGUGAGCUCGGGUUAUGUGGUGACACUCGGAACCAUCGGUGGAAUCGUGGCAACAUGGACGUACACGAAAGCCGAUGGGCCAAAAUACCAUACCGGGCACACGAUCAACCUGUGCGGCCAGAUCGCCGCCGUCCUCCUCUCCAUCUUCGGCAUCCUCUACUGCAUGUACGAGAAUAAGGCGAGGGCCGCCGGCAAGCGGGAUCACCGCCUUGAAGGCUUGACUGAGCACGAGAAAGAUAACCUAGGAAGAAAACACCCAAACUUUCGGUAUUGGACUUGA
Chaetomium globosum CBS 148.51 is the source of this 1506-nucleotide messenger RNA. RefSeq lists its product as uncharacterized. Gene Ontology annotation, molecular function: transmembrane transporter activity. The coding region runs from base 1 to 1506 and encodes 501 amino acids. Gene Ontology annotation, biological process: transmembrane transport. The record is from RefSeq and is a predicted model, not a curated record. Gene Ontology annotation, cellular component: membrane. The transcript has 3 exons. Lineage: Eukaryota; Fungi; Ascomycota; Sordariomycetes; Sordariales; Chaetomiaceae.